AUGGAUGCAGUAAUCGACCUUUCCGAUCGCUCUAAGGCAUUGGACCUGAAUCAUAUUCGCGUUCAACUCAUUCGAAUGGAGGACUCGAUCAUUUUUCACUUGAUCGAGCGUGUCCAGUUCCCAUUCAACGGCACUAUCUACAAGGCUGGUGCCAUCGACAUCCCAGACAGUAGUCUCAGUUUCUUAGACUGGCUACUGUGUAAGCGGGAGGAGCUUGAUUCCAUGAUUCGCCGCUUCCAGUCUCCCGAUGAGUAUCCAUUCUUCCCGGAGUCUAUUAAAAAGCCAAUUCUCAAACCUCUUCACUAUCCUAAGAUCCUUCACAAAAAUGAUGUCAACGUCAACGAGAAGAUUAAGAAUAGCUAUAUCGAGAACUUCCUCCCAGGAGCUUGCGCAAACUUUGGACGUCAAGACCGCGGUGAGACUGAGGAAAACUACGGAUCAUCAGCUACAGCCGACAUCAACUGCUUGCAGGCUAUCUCUCGAAGAAUCCACUUCGGCAAGUUUGUAGCUGAGUCGAAGUUCCAAACGGAGACCGAGAGGUUCACCAAGUUGAUCAAAGAAGAGGACCGUGAGGGCAUUGAUGUUGCGAUCACCAAUGCGAAGGUUGAGCAGCAGGUAUUGGAUAGACUGCGUCUGAAGGCAACGACUUAUGGCAUGGAUCCAGCUAUCGGUGCUGAGGGACCUGGAAAGAUUAACGUGGAUGCGGUGGUCACAAUGUACAGAGACUUCGUCAUUCCACUUACCAAAGAGGUCGAGGUUGAGUACUUGAUGCAGAGACUUGGACCUGAUGAAUAA
Messenger RNA from Mollisia scopiformis, 795 nucleotides. Its product is annotated as chorismate mutase. Gene Ontology annotation, biological process: chorismate metabolic process; aromatic amino acid biosynthetic process. Gene Ontology annotation, cellular component: cytoplasm. The record is from RefSeq and is a predicted model, not a curated record. The transcript is spliced from 2 exons. Lineage: Eukaryota; Fungi; Ascomycota; Leotiomycetes; Helotiales; Mollisiaceae. Gene Ontology annotation, molecular function: chorismate mutase activity. The coding region runs from base 1 to 795 and encodes 264 amino acids.